Messenger RNA from Ciona intestinalis (vase tunicate), 2647 nucleotides. RefSeq names its product arfaptin-2-like. Gene Ontology annotation, cellular component: trans-Golgi network membrane. Gene Ontology annotation, molecular function: protein domain specific binding; phospholipid binding. NCBI's taxonomy places the organism in Eukaryota, Metazoa, Chordata, Ascidiacea, Phlebobranchia, Cionidae. The record is from RefSeq and is a predicted model, not a curated record. Gene Ontology annotation, biological process: regulation of Arp2/3 complex-mediated actin nucleation; intracellular protein transport.
AUAGGUUUGUUUAUUUAGUCACAGAAUUCUUGCGUGAUGUGACACUUACAAAUGUUUGAAAACAGCCUAAAACGUUGUGUGUCAUCUCAUGGAUCAUGUUAGUCAGAACAGUUAUGUACACUGUUUUUGUAAAGCUUCAGUAGCUUAAAAGUAAGUCUAUUAUUGUGGUGUAGUUCGUAAGCUUACGCUUUUGUUAAAACAACAAUAUAAAAGCAGAAAUAAGAGUUGACUGCAGGUUUUAUUUAAUAAAAAGCCUACACAGUUUACAGUUAGUGCAAUAUAAUUAAUAUAACAUGCCAAGUGCUAUUCUUAAUGAAUCCGGCCAAAUUCGAUGUGGCCAAACAUUUGUGGUUGGUUCAUCAUCUGUUGGAAGUAGAUUAGCUGGGGAUGAUCCAGUUGGGAGCCGUCUCGCAUCUGCUGGUGUAACAGUCAAUACACAGUCAACACAGGAUAAAAAUAAAUCACCAGUUUAUAAUCCUCAUGCUCCUCUUGGGUUGAGCAGAUCAGCCUCCAAGUCAAUGGGGUUUGGUAACACCAUGGAUACGGCCAACACAACAUCAAGAAUAUCAAAUCUAACUUUCCAGGACGUUCAACAAGCUGCAGCUGUUAAGGCAGAGACGAUUAAAACAUGGAGCGUUAAGACUUACAAGUGUACCAAGCAAAUACUUUCUGAGAAACUCGGCCGAGGAACAAAAACUGUGGAUCUUGAGUUAGAAGCGAAAAUCGAAAUCUUAAGAGACACAAAGAGAAAGUAUGAGAACCUGCUUGCAUUGGCCAGAGCCCUUGCCACUCACUUCAGCAAUAUCAUCCAAACCCAGAAAGUGCUUGGUGAAGCAUUUGCUGAGCUCUCUGCUAAAUCACAAGAACUGCAGGAGGAAUUCCGUUACAACUCAGAAACGCAACACGUUUUAUCCAAGAAUGGAGAGAAUUUAUUGGCUGCUGUCAACUUCUUUAUAAGUGGAGUGACCACACUUUGUAGUAAGACAAUGGAAGAUAGUCUUAUUACUGUGAAGAGAUACGAAGCAUCAAGAUUAGAGUUCGAUGCAUAUCGAAGUGAGCUUGAGGCUCUAAACCUUGCACCAAGAACUGAAGCCAAUAUAAUGAAACAAGCGGUGGCACAAGGUGCAUUCAACAGUCACAAAGCAAAUUAUGAUAAACUACGAUCGGAUGUUGACGUGAAGUUGCAAUUUCUGGAUGAAAAUCGAGUGAAAGUAAUGCAGAAACAAUUGCUUCUUUUCCACAAUGCCAUAUCUGCUUAUUUUGCCGGGAAUCAACAAGAAUUAGAAUCUACACUCAAACAGUUUAACGUAAAAGGUUCCACUCCGGCAAUUGCCUCGCAAUCUUGGCUUGAAAAGGAGUAGAAACCACUGAACUAUAUACAGUUGCAGUACACGGUUAGUUACAGUUUUAUAAACCAAAGCAAAAACUUGACACAGCAGAGACUGCAUUAUAGGCAAAAGUUCUGAAUGUUUUAGAUUUAGAUUAAAUACUUCUGCUGCAUCCAAGUUUAAUGGAAUAGAAAUGACAUUUUGACUUCUUCGUAAAGGUAACAAAAAAAUCUCAAUUGACUAACUCUUUGUAGAAUCUGUGAUGGUUACUACUGUUUACUAUAACCAUGAGUUCUUCGGAAAAAAAAUUGACCAAAAAAUCUUGUUUGAUUUUCUAACACAGUUCAUUUGUGAAAAUUUCGCAAUUUUGGGGAUUUAGAUUAGCUUAUUUAAAAGGUGAUCAAUUCUCAAUGAAACACAGAAAACCUUCUUUCUUUGAAACCAUUCUUCAUUUGCUUUCGUAGAUUAAAUAUUUUGCAGUUAAAAAAAUCAUUCAUGUUCAAAUGUGAUUAUGCAGAUCAUCCAUCAAUUGUUUACUAAACACUUUGCAUUCACCUUUGUAAUGCAUUCCUAUUGCAUUUUUAUUAACUUAGUGUUUCUUUAUUGUAGAUUAUGUAAGCAGAUCGUUAUUAUAUCACUUCGGUAGCUAGUUUGAAUAUGUAGAUUUAUAUAAAAAAACUCUCGUUUUUUUAUCAACAACGAUGUGUAUAUUUUUGUUUUGCAAACUUAAGACAAAAUUUAAAAUAAUAAUCCAUAUGCUAAGACUUCAUAAAUUCAUUAUCUGUUCUAUUUUCUUUGAAAAAAAACAAACUAUAUAUUGAAUAAUUAAUUUGAUGUUACUUUCACAGCUAUAUAAAACGGUUAUUGUAAUUAAUAAUAACCAUUUCUUUUCUACAAAUUGUAAAUGUAUAAAACAUUGUCCAUUUUUAAAAUGUUUACGUAAGAAAUGUAUCUGGACAAAAACAACACAUAGUAUUUAACUAAAAACUUUGCCCUAUUUCGAUAUAUAAACGUGGUUAUUCUACCUAUACCUACUGUCUUGUAACCGCAACUUAUUUUAACAAUUUCGUCCCAAUAUAUUUGAAACCCGUUGUAUGUAGAAUAUGCUUGUGAUGUUUUUGCACAACAUUGUAAAGCCACUUUUGAUACAGAUCGUAUAUUUCCUUUCAACUCUUAACUUAUCCACUGCACUGAUAUAUAACUGUACAAAAGAUACACGUUCAUAAUCUGACACGACGACGCUGGGUGUAUUAUAUUUGGUGCCAACACAAAAAUAAAACAACUUUUUAGUUACAGUGACUUAAAUAAACAGAGUAGCU